This is a messenger RNA of Prosopis cineraria, 2444 nucleotides long. Its product is annotated as disease resistance-like protein DSC1. Bases 1 to 1194 code for a protein of 397 amino acids. Gene Ontology annotation, biological process: defense response. The transcript is spliced from 7 exons. Gene Ontology annotation, molecular function: protein binding. Lineage: Eukaryota; Viridiplantae; Streptophyta; Magnoliopsida; Fabales; Fabaceae. The record is from RefSeq and is a predicted model, not a curated record.
AUGGGUAAAUAUAUUGUCUCUCAAGAAUCGCCUAAUGAUGCAGGCAUGCGUUCUAGGAUAUUGUCUUUUAAGGAUGCCAAUGAUGUAUUAGAAGGAAAUAAGGGGACAAGAGAAAUUCGGGGUAUAGCUAUAAACUUAGAAGAACCAUUAAAUGCACUUUGGGAUCCUGAAGCCUUCUCAAGGAUGAUCAAUCUCAAAUUACUUGUCAUUUCAAGCUGCUCACAUGUUUCUCAUUGCCAAUUGAAUCUUCCUCGUGGACUUAAAUCUCUUUCCAAUGAGUUGAGAGUUUUUGAAUGGGAUGGAUAUCCUUUAGGUUGUUUGCCCAAUCAAACUAUACUCCAUGAACUUGUUCAUCUAAAAAUGAGACAUAGCAAGUUAAAAGAACUUUGGAGGGGAGAACGGUCUCUACCAAGGCUGAAGUCCAUUGAUUUAUCUCAUUCAAAAUACCUCAUCAAAACUCCAAAUUUUGAUGGAAUUCCUAAUCUUGAGAUAUUGAUUCUAGAAGGGUGUUCUAAACUGGUUGAAGUUCACCAGUCUCUUGGCCAGCAUAAGAAUCUUGUUAUUGUUAAUUUGAAAGGCUGUAAAAAUGUUAGAACCCUUCCCAGAGAAUUUGAGAAGGAUCACUUAGAGACUUUUGUUCUAUGUGGUUGUUCAAAAAUUAGAAAACUUUCUGAGUUUGGAAAGGAUAUGAAAUGUCUCUUUAGGCUUGAUUUAAAGCACACUGCUAUAUCCAAACUACCUGAAUCACUAGGCAAUUUGAUUGGUCUUGCUGAAUUAAAUUUGUCAGGCUGCAAAAAUCAGGCUUGCCUUCUAAAUAAUGUUUGCAAAAAUAAGAUUAUCACAAUUUCUGGUUGGUCAAAGCUUUCAAGGAUGCCAGAGGAUUUGAAUGAAAAUGGGGCUUUGGAAGUGCUUGAUGUGGGUCGUCGAAUUUCUAAAGAGGCACAAUCAAUUUGUGAGUACAAUGGUCAAGCACAUUCUUCAACAUCAUGGAGUUGCUUCUCCCUUCUCAAGAAGGCAUUUGGGCUUCAAAGGCCUUCAAGCUCAAUAAAUCUUUUCUUGUCCCCUUCUUUAUCAUGCUUGAGUGAAUUAAAUUUAGGUUAUUGUAAUCUCUAUGAUGGAUCACUUCCUGAUGACAUUAGCAGCUUUACGUCAUUGACAACAUUAAAUUUAAGUGGAAACAAUUUCAUUGACUAACCAUCUGGCCUUAUUUCCAAUCUUUCGAAGCUUCAAUGUAUUGGUCUCCUUGAUUGCCCAAUGCUUAAGUCCUUACCACAACUGCCAUCAAAUCUAUCAUUUAUUUGGGCAAGUGGUUGUCCAUCAAUGGAGCAUUAUGCACGUUCACAGAAUAUAUGGGAGUUCCUUGAAUCAUUCCAAUCUCAGGUUCACAAUUACAAUGGCCUCUCACUAGAAGAAUGCUCUGGAGGAUAUAAACUUGUCCGUUUAAGUGCUGCGUCUGGAAUUUUGACACGAGGUUCACAAAUUCCUGACUUCUUCACGCAACCUAGUCGCGUAUUAAUAAUUCUAGGGAGUGAAGUGCCAUCAUGGUUUCAUAAUCAAGACUACUUUUGUGAGAAAGAAUUCAGUGAUCCAAAUGUGUCAUUCAUAGUAAGCACACCUGAAUAUUGUCGUUCAAGUGAAUGGUGGGGCAUAGCCACAUGCUUAGUGUUAGAAAAUGAUUUGGCAUAUCACGAAAAGGUUGAUCGAGUUUGGUGGACUUGCAGAUUUCCUAAUGAUAAAUUUCCAAAUACAUUUUUUUUAUAUCCCGUUUGGUUACUAUCAAAUUGGAGUCAUCAACUCUAUAUUGCAUAUAUUCAUUGUUCAUCUUUGGUUGUAAAUGGACUUCAAAUGGUAUUUUCUACUGGAAAUGUAUCUGAAAAUAAGUCCCCAAUGUGUAAAGUAAGGAAGUGUGGGUGGCGUGUGGUGUGUCAAGAAGAUGUUGAAACAUGGAAUGAAUGUUGAAGCAGCAUCAAUGACCGAUUCAUGGUUAGCCCAAAAUGCCAAGCCACCUAACAAUGUGCAUAAAAUAUAAGAACAAAUGCUUCAAGAGAUGUCAAAAGAUGGCAAAAAACCAGAGAUAAAGUUGAGAUUCAUUCUAACAACUUAAACAAUCGCAAUAAAGUUGAGGAUAAAGAAGGCUUUGGGAGUGGAUCUCACAUCUUUGGCAUUCCAUUGAGCAAUUAUUUCAGACUUGCUGUUAAGGUUAUGUACACGAGUUAGAGGAAUGGGAAAUGUCCAGAGACAUUAAUCAAGAAGCAAGAGCUACAUACAAGCUAAGAGCAUAUCUAGUUUUCUCUAUUCUCCCAUCCUUACAUGGCCAUGAUGAGUAGUUAAAACCUUUUCAUUGUCAUUAUUAAGAACCUUUGUAUGAAUUUGAGCAUGUCCCUUACCCUUUCCGUUGCGAUUUAUAAGAUAUAUGCUUCGUCAGUUGUUCAUUUCAAGCCUUA